Molecule: messenger RNA, 459 nt
Organism: Saccostrea cuccullata (small rock oyster)
Lineage: Eukaryota; Metazoa; Mollusca; Bivalvia; Ostreida; Ostreidae
Product: putative HERC2-like protein 3
Exons: 5
Coding region: 1-459 (152 amino acids)
Biological process (GO): protein ubiquitination
Molecular function (GO): ubiquitin-protein transferase activity; metal ion binding
Source: RefSeq, a predicted model, not a curated record
AUGUCGGGGUUUUCGGCUUUCUUUGGUGUGAUAUAUGUAGAAUGGGACACUGGCUCGAGAUAUCCAUACAGAUACGGACCUAUAAUGGAUAAAUAUGAUGUAACUUUAUGUAACGAACCUAGAAUUCUGAACAAAGAAACUAUUGCUGUUGGUUCUCUCGUCAAAAAAGGUCCAGACUGGGAUUGGAGAGACCUGGAGAAGAGUAAUGGGAGUAUAGGAUCAGUUUACAGACGUAAACACAAUGGAAUCGUGCUUGUGCGAUGGCAAAACGGGCAAACAACAGAAAACAGAUUUGGAUAUCAUGGGAAAUAUGAUCUACGGGUUUGCGAUCCUUUCUCACCGGAAGCUGUUGAUUAUCUCCAAGAACAAAUCAGAAAGGCAGAACUUAGUGAGUCAUCUGUGAAACUUUCUGAAAGUUUUUCGUCAAAUGGUACGCUUUUCAAGAAUUCUUACCUUUAA